GGCACAAAUCAUUCAUAGGAGCUAAAAUACUAAAAUCUCAUUGAUAUUUUUGACACCCACACUAAAGUAUUUACAGAGAUCCGUAAACUGACAUCAAUGAAAUAAAGAAAUUAACUUUCACUAUGGAAUUAACCCUACUCCUGUCUUGCUUUAGCUCCACAAUAAUGAUACUAUUACUCGAGUAUCAUGACAAACGAACCAUCCUUGUUUAUCUAGUGUCAACUGUCAAGUUUUCUAUUUAUUUUUAUUUGUGACAUUCGUGUAGGGGGAAUAGUGAAUAGCGAAUAAUUUUUGUGUAUUUAUUUGUUGAUCUCAUCAUGUUUAUAAUAAUUAUCUAUGCAUCUUAAUACUUAAUAUCCCUCUCUUAUUAUGAUAUAAAAUAUUUACGGAAAUCUUUCCAAUUACCAAUAAACUCUAAAUAUAACCAUAUGGAAUUCAACUGUAAAUUUUAACGGUGCUUUAAAAAUGUUUUCAGCUAUUAAAAGAUUUACAAGUAAGGGCGAUGCACCUUUUAAUAAUGGCCCUACAUCCUCUCGCCCCAGUAGCCAUCAGGCUAUGUCUUCCUCUUUGCAAAAAAAGUUCGCAAGGGGUGUCCAAUAUAACAUGAAGAUAGUUAUAAAAGGGGACAGGAAUGUAGGAAAAACUUGCUUGUUCCAUAGACUACAAGGCAAAAAAUUUUUUGAAGAAUACAUUCCAACUGAUGAAAUUCAAGUAACUUCAAUACAGUGGAACUACAAAGCUACAGAUGACAUUGUCAAGGUGGAAGUAUGGGAUGUUGUUGAUAAAGGAAAAAAGAAAAAACACUUCGAAGGAUUGAAGUUGGAAAAUUCUCAGAUAGAGGUUGAAGAAGAACAUGCUUUAGAUGCUGAAUUUUUAGAUGUUUACAAAGGAACCAAUGGGGUUAUCAUGAUGUUGGAUUUAACAAAAAAUUGGACUUUUGAUUAUGUUCAACGUGAGCUGCCAAAAAUUCCUGGACACAUUCCUGUUAUAAUUUUAUCAAAUCAUUGUGAUAUGUCACACCAUAGAACUGUUACAGUGGAUCACAUUAAUUACUAUAUCGAGUCUGUUGCAGGUUCUCGGAGUGCCCAAGUUCGUCACUCAGAAUCUUCAAUGCUGAAUGGAUUCGGUUUAAAAAUUCUUCAUAAGUUCUUCAACCUACCGUUUCUGCAACUUCAAAAAGAAACGCUAUUAAAACAACUCGAAACAAAUGACACUGAGACUGAAGCCACCGUUCAAGAAUUGGACAUGUACUGUAAUUCUGAUGAAGCAAAUUACAGUAAAUUUUUGGAGAAUUUGGUUAAAAAACGGCGAGAAGUCGCUGAUUCGAACGCAAAUAUUCCACCACCACAAGUCAAACCACAAGGAAAUGUUGCUGGUAAUGAAAUGAAGAGGUCGCAAAGUGCUUCUAUAGUUAUAGGCGCUGGUAAACCAAUUCCUUAUGGAAAUACAGCUUUGACUGCCAAAAAACCACCGAUUGUUCCUCAAAUUUCGAAAAGUUCCAGCAUGAGUUCUGGUUUUGUGUCAAAAUGGGGCACAGAUACUAGGGUAGUUGAUGGAAUUCCUGAUGUGAAAAAUUUAGAAAUCAGUCCUAUAAAGUCCGUAGAAGAAUUUUGUCCCGAUAAUGGACACUUAGGAGGAUUUUUGGACGAUGUACAGAUUCCAUCUCAAAUUAAUAAUAAUAACGAGGAAGGUGACUCUGGAACCGACACGGAUACCGGCAACCCUCUGGUCUCGGAAUUUCAAGAAGAUUUCGAAGAAGAAAUAUCGAAACCUCACAAAUUCGUUAAAAAAGUUGAAUCGCCGUUUACUGCCCAGCUAAAAUUACCCAAAUCCGAUGAAAGCAAGGAAAAUGAAAUAGACAAAAGUUUGCCGGAAGAGUACGAUAUGAAACAAACGACUGAUGAAUUUGAUUCGACUAUAAACUCGGAAAUUUCAGAGCUAACAUCAGAUGCGUAUGACGCUUGGAUUGGAGUCGAUACAAAAUGGAGAAGAUCGCCAGAAGGAGGUGAAGAUAACUCGGUGGUUAGCCAAACUUUAGACUACAGUAAUAGCACCGUCUACGAUGAUAGUAACAGUGUAAAUUCUUCAAACGUGCACAUGGAAUUGUUGAGUUCUAGAACGAGUUUUCCAACAAAAUCCAGCGGCAACAGUGACGCAGAGGACGGUGGACAUUCUUCGAGUUCAGCCAAGAAAGAGAAAAAACCAAAAAACAAGACUGCGAAAAAGCACAAAAAGAAGGACAAAGACAAAGAAAAAGCCAAAGAUACCAAUAAGAAAUCUGAUAAGAAAAAUAAGAGGCAGUCUCGAGAUGAAGCUUACAAUUCGCACAAGGACGAAUUAGAAGAAUUUCUGAACGGUACUACUAGUCCACCCCUGGAAGCUGAUUACGAAGCUAUUUAGCGUAUACUGUCUUCCAUCAAAUAUAGAUAUGUACUGGAUGUUUAAAAAUGUAACGCUCUUUAUGGCCUUUUAACGUUUUAAAAGCAGCAAGUCUAAGUUUAUAUCGAAAGAUAAACAAAUCCCUUUUAAGGGAACUAUUUUUAUUUAUAACGCGUUGUGUCCAUGUUGGGUAUUUUCUGAUUUAAGUUCUGUACCGCGUGCCCACCCGUGAGCACUCUACAACUUUCACUUCAAGUCCUUGGUCACAUUUUAUAUGAAAUUUUUGUAUGUUAGUGGAUUGUGAGGACCCAAGGUACAAUAGAACCGUAUGUGGACUGAGCAGAAUCGAUAAAUUAUAAUGUAUGAGCUGUGAAGAAAUUUAAUUUUUUUAUUGGUUACAAAGAAAUCAUCGAUGUGAAAUGAAUAAAAAUAAAAGUUGAGUAAAUUACUGAAAUUAUAAAAUGUAAAGCUACUUAACUCUUACAA
Messenger RNA from Psylliodes chrysocephalus, 2865 nucleotides. The record is from the annotation of a GenBank genome assembly. Lineage: Eukaryota; Metazoa; Arthropoda; Insecta; Coleoptera; Chrysomelidae.